Notolabrus celidotus (New Zealand spotty) is the source of this 1476-nucleotide messenger RNA. Its product is annotated as matrix metalloproteinase-19-like. Gene Ontology annotation, cellular component: extracellular matrix. The record is from RefSeq and is a predicted model, not a curated record. Bases 1 to 1401 code for a protein of 466 amino acids. Lineage: Eukaryota; Metazoa; Chordata; Actinopteri; Labriformes; Labridae. Gene Ontology annotation, molecular function: zinc ion binding; metalloendopeptidase activity. Gene Ontology annotation, biological process: proteolysis; extracellular matrix organization; collagen catabolic process. The transcript has 9 exons.
AUGGACUAUAAACUGGAGUUAAUAUUGCUUCUUAUUUUUCUGACAACAGCCUCAUCUUUUGCUCUGAGCACGAAAGAAUUUGCAGAAGCGGUGGCAUAUUUAAGAAAGUAUGGCUAUCUGCACAUCCCACUGGACGGUAAGGCCAAAAGCCAUCCACCUGAGGAGAUAGAGGAAGCCCUAAGAACAUUUCAGAAUGCCACACACCUGCAAAUAUCAGGACAAAUGGAUUCAGCCACUCUGGCAAUGAUGGACAAACCUCGAUGUGGUCUAGAAGACCAUUUCAGUAACAGCUCCCUCAAAUAUCGAGUCAUGGGUUACUGGAGAAAGAAACUGCUGACAUUUCGCAUCCAUAAUCACACCCCAGACCUGGGUAAGACCAAGACCCGAGUGGCCAUCCAGAGUGCGUUUAAGUACUGGAGCGACGUGUCAUCUUUGAGGUUCAAGGAGCUGCGGAGUGGAAAAGCAGACAUCAAAAUCUCCUUUCACAAAAAAGACAAGACAUGUCCUGUGCCCUUUGAUGGACGAGGUCAUGUUUUAGCCCAUGCUGAUGCCCCUGAGUCAGGACUUGUGCAUUUUGACCAAGAUGAACUGUGGACAGAGGGGAAGAAACACGGCUCCAACCUGAGGAUUGUAGCAGCUCACGAGAUUGGCCACGCUCUCGGUCUGGGUCACUCACAGCACUACAGCGCUCUGAUGGGGCCUGUGUACAAUGGAUACCAUGUUGACUUCAAGCUGCAUCCAGAUGAUAUACACGGGAUCCAGACUUUAUAUGGAAAGCCAGAGAAGACUCCUCAGCCCAGAAACUCUGGUCAGCCAGAGCCAGGAGAUGUUCCAGAUCCUUGCAGAGCCACUCUGGAUGCUGCAAUGUUCGGUCCUUGGCAUAAGACGUUUUUCUUUAGCGGUCAGUAUGUGUGGACGGUGUCCAGUAAUGGCUAUAACGCUCCAGCCUUGAUCACUGCACUGUGGAAGGAGCUGCCAGGGAGCCUCAAUGCGGCUGUCCACUCACAGCGGACCGGCAAGACCUUUUUUUUGAAAGGAGACAAAAUAUGGAGAUACACCAACUUCAAACUGGACCUGGGUUUCCCCAGAGCCUUGGCAAACAUCCCCCCUAAUAUCGACUCAGCCUUGUACUUCAACAAGAACAAAAGACUUAUGUUUAUCAAAGGCUCUGUGUACUGGCAGUGGGAUGAAGUUGGACGGACAGAUUUCAGUGUAUAUCCCAAACCUGUCUCCCAGCUCCUCCACGGGUUACCAAGCAACAUCGAUGCUGCUAUGACGUGGACUAACGGUCACAUAUAUGCGUUUAAAGGAGCCGAGUACUGGCGUUUGAACCAGAACCUCCAAGCCGAGAAGCCCUAUCCUCUGAGCACGGCCAGGCACUGGAUGAGGUGUGACGACUGAGCCACCAGAGGCCAGCAGAGAUUCAACACAAACCUUCAACCUGCACAUACAUUCAGUGAAAUAACACCCAGAGGA